UUGUUUCUUCUCGUAAUCGUUCAUUUAAACUAACGUAGUACAUCCGUUAUUUGAAUGAUCAAAUGCUAGUUAUCGAAGCAGAGACCUCUUGAGUUUUAUAACGAUUAAAAUUCGAACGAUAAGGAUAAAGUUACAGAUAUUCUUUGAUAAUGAUACUUACGAUGAUUAUUAUAGCAGAGGAUAAAGUACGAUGAUACGAUAGAUCCUUUAUAAAAUUUUUCAUAUAAUAAAAUGUUAAUAAAGAUAUUCGUUUAAUUUAUGUCGAGAGAAAGGCGCAAUUCGGCGCAUGCGCAAAGACUGUGUUUUAGAAGACACGUUAUGCUGCAAAUAAUAUAUAUGUAUACAUAUAUACAUUCAUUGUUACAGUUAUUUUACCAGCUGUAGAAACACCUUACAAAAGGUUUAUGUAUAGGAAAAAAAAUUUGGUAUUCAUAAUUGGUUUGAUAUUCAUAAUACACGAAAAGAAUUUUUUUUUUUUAUAUUUAUGAAAUCAAAUUUUUUUAAUUACUUUUUCAAAAUGCCAUUUUAUUAUGCUGUUGCUAAAGGUCGAAAGCCAGGAAUUUAUCUUAAUUGGCCCAAAUGUCAUGAACAAGUUAAUAAAUUUAAUGGAUCUAUAUAUAAAAAGUUUUCAUCGCAGUUAGAAGCAGAAAAUUUUAUAAAACAACGUGGUGGUUCUUCGACUACGUUAUCAUCAAGCAAGUUGAUCGAAGAAAAUAAGUUUGAAUAUAUAUUAAAUCAGGAAAAGAAAAAUAUACAGAAACGUACGUUGUCACCAGGAUCAAGAAAAUUGUCUUCAAAGUCUAAAAUAAGGAAACUUGAAUCUGUUGAAAUUUUAAAGAAUUCUCAUUGUACAUCUCAAGACACAAAUCAUAUUGAGGGAAAAGAAUAUGUUGAUGUAUAUACAGAUGGGGCAUGCUCAUCAAAUGGUAGAAGAGGUGCACGAGCUGGAAUUGGUGUUUGGUUUGGAGACAAUCAUCCUUUAAAUGUAUCCGAACCUGUAGUUGGUAGGGCAACUAAUAAUAUGGCAGAGAUUCAAGCAGUGACAGUGGCAGCUAGACAAGCCGAAAAAGCAGGCAUAAAGAAAUUAAAAAUUAAUACAGAUUCCAAAUUCCUUAUUAAUUGUAUCACAAAUUGGAUGCCCAAGUGGAAAAAAAAUGGGUGGAAAACUGCAACUAAUAAACCAGUUAUCAAUAAAACUGAACUUUUGGAAAUGGAAGCAGCACUUAAAUCUUUAGAUGUUAAAUGGAAUCAUGUGAAUGGACACGUAGGAAUCUAUGGUAAUGAAAUGGCAGAUAAAUUAGCAAGACAAGGUAUUGCAUGUGACAAGUAAUCUUUGAAAAAAUAAUGCCAAUUAUUUAUUUUGACAUUUAUGUAUAGAUAAAACAUUUUGUAAAAUUUUUCAUAUUUAAUGUCUAAUCUAUACCCUUUAAUGUUAAUAUUUAUAACAAUUUUUUUUAAAUUAUUAUUAUAAAAUAUUUUUGUAAUACGAUAAGUAUAUGAAAGUACUUUGAAAUAGUUUAUAAUAUUAUAACGUGAACUUCAAAUAAAAGGUACAUGUUUAAAUAAA
Molecule: messenger RNA, 1567 nt
Organism: Vespa crabro (European hornet)
Lineage: Eukaryota; Metazoa; Arthropoda; Insecta; Hymenoptera; Vespidae
Gene: rnh1
Product: ribonuclease H1
Exons: 6
Coding region: 485-1330 (281 amino acids)
Biological process (GO): DNA replication, removal of RNA primer
Molecular function (GO): magnesium ion binding; nucleic acid binding; RNA-DNA hybrid ribonuclease activity
Source: RefSeq, a predicted model, not a curated record